AUGUCGGAUAUUCCGACCGAUGAUGCAUUGGCUGUGGUGAAUCCCGGUGUGCCGCCAUGCACUGUAGAGAAGAAGCGAACCAUGCACUGUGGAGUACGUAAGCAAGCUGGCCACAACGCAAGGUUUCAUAAGAAUGACAAGACACCCCAAACCACUGUUGGAUCUUCUCAGGCUGGACCGUAUGGUGAAGCCAGUCACUAUGACUCAUGA
Molecule: messenger RNA, 210 nt
Organism: Arabis nemorensis
Lineage: Eukaryota; Viridiplantae; Streptophyta; Magnoliopsida; Brassicales; Brassicaceae
Source: the annotation of a GenBank genome assembly